UUAUUUAUUUCGAUUCCAACACCGCUGAAGUAAAACAUGUUAAUAAUAUAGUGAUGGUGAAUUCACAAUACCUAUUCCAGUCCAAACUCCAUUACUAUCUCUUAGGGUUACGCAAUUCGGGGAUAGGAAAGAAAGGUAGUCUUAGCCCAAGUUGCUCAGUUGAUUUUACAGAAUAAACUGAAAUAAGCAAAUCCAUUAUGAUUAGACUCAUAUUGUCUAUGUGUUGAGUUGAGUUGGGUUGGGUUGAAGAGGUUGGCGCGCGAGUUCGCUUCCUGUCUUCCUGUUUCGGCCUUUGGCGUUCCAAUUCCUAACGUUAACAAUUUUCCAGGUGCAUACCGCAGAUUGCAGAAGAGGAGAUAGGCUGAACCGCCAUAGUUGAUUGCUGGUAGUUAUAAGUUCUAAAGAGAGGCCAGGCCAGGCCAGGCCUUUCAAAUUCCAAUUCCCUUUAUUCGAUCUUUUUUAACCAGCUUAUGUCAUGGAGGAUGGAAAUGGAAAUGAUCCUUGUGAAAGUUCAGUAUUACAGAAAGAUAUUUAUCAAGGGAUUGAUGAUGAUGUUAAACUGAAUUCUAAAGAUCAGAGAGAUGCUCUGGCGGAUGAACCUAAAUGUGUUAUUUGCGGGCGCUAUGGCGAGUAUGUAUGUGAUGAGACAGAUGAUGAUAUUUGCAGCUUGGAAUGUAAACAAGCCAUACUCCUCAGGGUUGCUAACUCAUUGCCAGUUUGCUCAUCAUCUACUCAGCGAUUACCUGCUACUGAUGAAUGCUUUUAUGUUAGAGAUUCUGUUGAUAGGUCAGGCUCUCCAUCUUUAACUUGUGAUCAAGCUGAAUUGCUUCGAAACAAACUUGAAAUUCAUGUAAAAGGAGGUGUGAUUCCUGCUCCAGUAUUGGCAUUUUCUUCCUGUGGUCUUCCUCAGAAGCUCCUACAAAAUAUAGAAACUGCAGGGUAUGUCAUGCCAACACCGGUCCAGAUGCAAGUAAUCCCAGCUGCUUUAGAUGGACGAAGCCUUCUUGUUUCAGCUGACACAGGCUCUGGGAAAACUGCUUCCUUUCUUAUUCCUAUUAUUUCUCUUUGUGCAAAACUUUACCCCAACAACAACUCAAAUAUCAGAAAGCCAUUAGCGGUGGUUCUAACACCAACUAGGGAACUAGGUAUCCAAGUUGAGGACCAAGCUAAGUUGCUUGGAAAAGGUUUGCCUUUCAAAACUGCACUUGUGGUUGGUGGAGAUCCCAUUGCUAGACAACUCUAUCGCAUUCAGCAAGGAGUGGAACUAAUUAUUGGAACACCGGGCAGGCUUAUUGAUAUUUUAACCAAGCAAGAUAUUGAACUAACUGACGUAAAGAUAUUUGGUCUGGAUGAAGUAGACUGCAUGCUUCAAAGGGGCUUCCGGGACCAGGUGAUGCAGAUUUUUAGGGCUCUGUCACAACCCCAGUUACUGAUGUAUUCUGCAACAAUUUCACAAGACGUGGAGAAAAUAGCAAGUUGUAUGGCAACCGAUAUAGUUAGUGUUUCUAUUGGCAAGCCUAGCAGGCCGAGUAGGGCUGUGAAGCAGCUAGCCAUCUGGGUUGAGUCAAAACAAAAAAAGCAAAAGCUUUUUGACAUAUUAAGGAGUAAACACUUUAGGCCACCUGCUGUGGUGUAUGUGGGUUCCAGAGCAGGGGCAGAUCUACUGUCUGAUGCAAUUACAGCCACCACUGGAAUUAAAGCUUUGUCAAUACAUGGGACGAAGUCCAUGAAGGAAAGGAGGGAAAUAAUGAGGAUGUUUUUAGUUGGAGAAGUAUCAGUAGUUGUGUCUACUGGGAUUUUGGGUCGCGGAAUUGAUCUUUUAGCUGUGAGACAGGUGAUAGUGUUUGAUAUGCCCAAUUCCAUUAAGGAGUAUGUGCAUCAGAUUGGUAGGGCAUCAAGAUUAGGGGAGGAGGGUAAUGCAAUUGUUUUUGUGAACGAUGAGGAUAAGAAAUUGAUUCCGGAGUUUGUAGAUAUUUUAAAAUCCUCUGGAGCUAUUAUUCCUCGAGAACUUGGUAAUUCACGGUAUAAUGUUGUUUCUUUGCCAUCAGGCAAGAACUUCAAGAAAAGAAAAUAUGGUGGCUGAAGUUGCGUGCCUUUUAUCUGUUAGCCGCUUUUUUUUUUCAGUUCAUCACAUCACACAUGGUUAAAGAAGCCAAAAAUGUAAAAGCUUUUGUUUACAAAAGAUUGUGUAUUAAAUUCUGCUGAAGCAGGUUUGGUAGUUUGAAGUAGUUCAUAAAAUAUGCUCUUCGAGUCAGGACCUGUGUUACUUCUACAAGGAUGAAUGGUGUUGGAUCUAGCACCUUCCCCUUAAUUUCCAUUUCAAUUAUUAUCUUUUUUCUA
Gossypium arboreum is the source of this 2340-nucleotide messenger RNA. Its product is annotated as DEAD-box ATP-dependent RNA helicase 41. NCBI's taxonomy places the organism in Eukaryota, Viridiplantae, Streptophyta, Magnoliopsida, Malvales, Malvaceae. The transcript is spliced from 3 exons. Gene Ontology annotation, molecular function: RNA binding; ATP binding; RNA helicase activity. The record is from RefSeq and is a predicted model, not a curated record. Bases 476 to 2083 code for a protein of 535 amino acids.